AUGGAGGGAUUUGGACAUGGGCAUUUCAAAGAUGGAGCAGGCGAGAACCAGCAGGUGGACUAUAGAAGGGACGUGGGGGACUCUCAGCUAUCAUGUACCGGUGUCUCGUCCAGAGAAGGACAGCAUUAUGUCCGGCAAACCUCGUACGGUCAUGAAACUGCCGCCCAGCGAUACAGCGCCACUCGGAUUCAGGCAGGUUUUGGCCCAGAGAGCAUGGCGGAUUACUUAAUCAGUGGUGGCACAGGCUAUGUCCCUGAUGAUGGACUGUCAGCACAGCAGCUCUUCUCAAUCGGAGACGGCCUUACGUACAAUGACUUCCUGAUUUUACCUGGCUUCAUUGACUUCACCUCAGAUGAAGUGGACCUGACAUCAGCACUGACAAGGAAGAUCACCCUGAAGACGCCUCUCAUCUCCUCCCCCAUGGACACCGUCACGGAAUCAGCCAUGGCAAUCGCUAUGGCGCUCAUGGGAGGAAUUGGAAUUAUUCAUCACAACUGCACUCCGGAAUUUCAAGCAAAUGAAGUCCGUAAGGUCAAGAGGUUUGAACAGGGUUUUAUCACAGACCCAGUGGUAAUGAGUCCACGCCAAACAGUCGGCGACGUUUUUCAGGCCAAAGUACGACAUGGUUUCUCUGGGAUUCCUGUUACAGAGACGGGAAAAAUGGGCAGCAAACUGGUUGGCAUCGUCACCUCCAGAGAUAUUGACUUCCUCUCUGAGAAGGAUCAUAGCAAACCUCUGGAGGACGCUAUGACUAAGAGGGAGGAGCUGGUGGUGGCUCCAGCUGGCGUUACACUAAAAGAAGCCAAUGAUAUUCUGCAACGCAGCAAAAAAGGCAAGCUUCCCAUUGUUAAUGAUAACGACGAGCUGGUGGCCAUUAUUGCCCGGACGGAUCUGAAGAAGAACAGAGACUACCCCCUAGCCUCAAAAGAUUCACGCAAGCAGCUUUUGUGCGGCGCUGCCAUCGGCACCAGGGACGAUGACAAAUACAGACUGGACCUUCUGGUGCAAGCUGGAGUGGAUGUCGUCGUACUGGACUCCUCACAAGGCAACUCGGUGUAUCAGAUCGGCAUGAUAAAUUAUAUCAAACAGAAGCACCCCGACCUGCAAGUUGUAGGAGGAAAUGUGGUAACGGCAGCCCAGGCAAAGAAUCUGAUCGACGCUGGUGUCGAUGCGCUGAGAGUUGGAAUGGGGUGCGGCUCCAUCUGCAUCACACAGGAAGUGAUGGCAUGUGGGAGACCCCAGGGAACCUCUGUGUACAAAGUGGCAGAGUAUGCCAGGCGUUUCGGCGUGCCAGUCAUCGCCGAUGGUGGCAUUCAGACCGUGGGACAUGUGGUGAAGGCUCUGUCUCUGGGAGCAUCGACGGUUAUGAUGGGCUCGUUGCUAGCGGCAACCACUGAGGCCCCUGGAGAGUACUUCUUCUCAGAUGGUGUGCGGCUGAAGAAAUAUCGGGGCAUGGGCUCCCUGGACGCUAUGGAGAAAAGCACCAGCAGUCAGAAACGCUACUUUAGUGAGGGUGACAAGGUGAAGGUGGCCCAGGGUGUGUCAGGCUCAGUCCAGGACAAGGGCUCAAUCCACAAGUUUGUACCUUACCUUAUAGCAGGCAUCCAACAUGGCUGCCAGGACAUCGGGGCAAAGAGUCUCUCUGUUCUCCGUUCCAUGAUGUACUCCGGGGAGUUGAAGUUUGAGAAGCGGACAAUGUCUGCGCAGGUGGAAGGGGGCGUUCACGUUAUGAGAAGCGUCUUUACUGAUGGGGGCGAGCAGAUCAUUCUCAAUCUAACAGUGACCAAAUGUAAAAUCACCACUUCUGCCAAAAUACUCGCCGCCCACAACACCCUUUGUGUCCACUCUCUCUCCAAUCCUAACCAGCUGAUUUGGGGAGGAGUGCGACAUUGUAGCGAACUGCAAAUCUUCCAACUGACACCCGACUCUCUGAACUCCAUCGACUUUGCACUCAAGAAGUGGCACAUCAGGGUUUUUUCGGAAGACCAUAGAGGAAGUGAACGGUGUGAGAAGCCUCCAUCAGCCCAGGUCAACACGCUAGCAUAUAACGUGCUGCACACAAGACACAACGCCGGUCUCCCUACGUGCACUGUGCCACCUCUGAACAGCUGUGAUCGUUAA
Menidia menidia (Atlantic silverside) is the source of this 2121-nucleotide messenger RNA. NCBI's taxonomy places the organism in Eukaryota, Metazoa, Chordata, Actinopteri, Atheriniformes, Atherinopsidae. The record is from the annotation of a GenBank genome assembly.